Paramecium octaurelia is the source of this 1013-nucleotide messenger RNA. The record is from the annotation of a GenBank genome assembly. Lineage: Eukaryota; Ciliophora; Oligohymenophorea; Peniculida; Parameciidae.
CAACAAUGUUGGAUGAUGAUGAUGUUGAGAUUAUUCAUUCAAGUCAAUCUAUCGAAAGUUCACCUAAAUAAGUGAUUAACUUUUAAAUUAUUCCCAACCUCUAAUCUGAUAAUCAAGUAAUUCGUUAUCUAAAAUUUAGAAACUGUAGUAGAGCAAUAAGUCUCUGGAGAUGGAGAUCAAACAAUAUAAGCAAUUAUUGGAGUAAACCUUGGAAACUCUGCGAUAAUCUGAAAGAGAUCAAAAUACUUUGAGUAUGACUAUUUGAGCAUCUAAAUUUUAGAACUUUAACUUUCCUAAAAAGAUUUUCAACUCUAAGUCAUACAAGCGACUGCAGAAGAUCGCUAAAAGAGCCAAAGAAUUGAUUCUCAUAAAAAAAUAAAAGACAGCAAUUCUAGUAAACCAUAUAAAAUAUUAUAAGACCGAGAUUCAUUUGGCAAUAAAUAAACAAAUGUGUCUUCAGUUGGUGGUUUUUUAUCAUCCACUUAAAGUCCUCGUUGUCGAUGUGAUAGCGUAAUUUUGCUUCAUCAUUAUAUAGUUUCAUUCCCGUGGAUAGACACUUAUCGAGACCUUGAGAAAGAUUCAAUUCUCUUUAAAAUAAAAUGAACAAGCACCUCAUUCCUAAGAUCUAGUCAAAGUAUUAUAAGAGUUCGAGGAAAAUUUAAAAUACUUUUUAACUCUUCAUGAUUAAUAUGCAAUAGAAGUAUUUCGUUACUUUAAUUUCUAAAUUUAGAUUCACCAAAAUAAAUUGGAUUAAACAGAAAAACCUACUUAACUUAAGCAAUCCUCCUAACAUUCCAUGAGUGAUCAUUUUCAUUCCGUGGAAGACUACAAUAACAAUUAAAGUCCAAAUUAGCAGAUAUUCAACAAUGAUGAUCUCGACACCAGCCAAUUCGAAAGUGAAUAACACAUAAAAUUGUAAUUUGAGUGUUUCGAAAUGUCAUUGGCUAAAGUGAAUGAGGAAGAAAAACAAUAAUGGAAAUAAAAAAUACUAUAAUUAAUUAACACACUUUGAA